AUGUGUAAUCGCAACCUUCAGCAGAAUUUCACCAACUUGCUUACCAUUCUAAGAGAGACCGGCGAGAAAGAACUUCAGUAUCUUCUUGUGCGGUUUCUUCUACAUUGCCACAUGCCUCAAUCUGAGGUAUGGUCGAGUGGUGUGCUCCUAUCGAGAGCAAUAGAAAGUGGAUGUGAGCAGUAUGUAAGGGCACUGCGUGAAGCGGGUUGUCCAGUGCGUCCAUACCAUCUACAUCUUUUGAUGAAAUACUAUUCUCCUUCACUAUUCUGUGAUCUUCUCGUGGAACCCGAGUGCGCUCUCUCUCUUCUCAGCGAAAAUCUGGUUAAGGAGUUGAUUGCCGCUCGGUCUUGGAGAUAUUUGCAGAGGUAUGCAACUUUUUUUAUAGUUGUCUUCCUAGGUUCGAAUAGUAUAGAAUAG
Cooperia oncophora is the source of this 417-nucleotide messenger RNA. NCBI's taxonomy places the organism in Eukaryota, Metazoa, Nematoda, Chromadorea, Rhabditida, Trichostrongylidae. The record is from the annotation of a GenBank genome assembly.